This is a messenger RNA of Pneumocystis murina B123, 2277 nucleotides long. RefSeq lists its product as hypothetical. The record is from RefSeq and is a predicted model, not a curated record. The coding region runs from base 31 to 2277 and encodes 748 amino acids. Lineage: Eukaryota; Fungi; Ascomycota; Pneumocystomycetes; Pneumocystales; Pneumocystaceae. Gene Ontology annotation, cellular component: cytoplasm. The transcript has 3 exons.
UUUAAACGACGAGUUCGAGAAGGAACGGCGAUGGUUAAGCCGGAGCUUGACGGCUCGGUCAAUUAUUACGAGUGUUUACAGGUUUUACCUACAGCAAGUGCGGAUGAUAUUCGACAACAAUAUCGGAAAUUGGCACUUCUUUAUCAUCCGGACAGGAAUCCAGGGAAUGAGGCGGAGUUUAAGCGGAAGUUUCAGUCAUUAAAUAUGGCAUAUGAGGUUCUUUCGGAUGCAGAAAAGAAAAAGUCAUAUGAUCGGGCACGUUUGAUAGUUCUUUCUAGUAAAAUUACUCAAAAUAAAAAGGAAUCAUCCUGUGGAAUGAAAUCUCCUUUUCGUUCUUCAUUUACAUCUUCUUUUGCACCAAAAACACCAGCACAUAGUAGAUCACCAGGAUCACCUCAUUCUUCCAAAUCAUCACCGAGUAGUAAGUCGAAAUAUACAAGUCAAUCUAAAAGAAGUGAAGAUAUAUAUGCAGGAUAUGAGAAUUGGUUUAGCAAAUCAACAAGUGCAUAUUCUUUUUUUUAUGAAAGAAAUUCACCUAAAUUUGAUCCACGUAAACCCUCAUAUACUUCGCCGUUUGGAUCACCUAUACCAAAAAAACAAGAUGAGGAAAAGAGUUUUGCAAAGGCUAAGGAUGAUGCUAGAAAAGCUGCUGCAUCAAAAUAUGCAGAAACAAGGAUGCAAUAUGAAAAAGAGAAUUUGAAAGAUAUCUUUAAGAAAAACACACAAACAUCAGAUGAAAAGGCAUCUAGUAAACAUACAUUUUUUGAUAUCAAAUCGAAAGCAGAACAUAAGGAUGAGGUAUGUUUACAGUCACGAGGUGAUAAUACAUUGAAUCAUCAAAAUAUUUUCACAGAAAAAAAGAUUCCUUGCGAAAAAACAUCUGAAUUUUUUUCUUUCUCCCUUAGUAAGAAAAAGGAAUCAGAAAAUACUCAACCUGCAGAACAACCAAUUGUAUUUGAAAAAUUUUCAAAUACUGAACUGAAUGAAUCCAGUUUUUCUUUUUCAUCAAUACCGACUGAUUUGAAGUUUGGGACACAAACAACUCAUGUAAAUGAAAUUUUUCAAUCAAAUGAUAGUAAAGAAAUUCGAUUUAACUCACUUAAAAACACUUUGAAACAAAACAAAAAGAGAAAUACAACUAGAUCACUUCGACAUUUAUCUUCACAGAUAGAAACAGGAUUUAAUCCUGUGUUUUCUACAAAAAUACCUGAUAACUGGUGUUCCAACAAGGAAACUUUUGAAAAGAAUAAUUCUACAAAGGAAAAUAAUGAAGAUUUGAACUUAAAAAAGAAGAAUUCUAAUCUUUUCGAUAAUAAUUUAGAGAAAAAUCCUACAUUAUCAUCUUCUAAAAUUUCAUUUACUAUAAAGAAACCGUCAUUUUUAAAAAUAGAGAAUCCUUUUGCAUUUGAUUCAUCAUCAAAAGAAAUCAAAAAAAAAGUUUUGUUAGACGAUACUUGUGAAACUUUCAAAAACAUUACUGGCACUUUUCAGGAUAGAUAUAAUGAAAAGUAUGACAAAAAGACUGAAAAUAAAUUUAAGCAUGUUUCUCAGAAAAGUGUAGAAAUUAAUUCUGCUGAUUCAAGUUUAUUAUCAGAAAGGGUUAAAAAAGAACUUGAAUCAUAUCGUAAUUUUAAAAUUUCAUAUGAAACAGAAAAAGCAAACAAAAAUAUUAACAAAUUAUCAAUCAAUAAAUCUCAUGUGUUAGAACAAUUCCAAGAUUUAACAUUAUCUGCAUCAAAAUCAUCUGAAACUAAUAAAAAAUCUGCAUCUGUUGAAACAUCUAAAAGUCCUUCAUUUAUUGAGUUUUCACGAUUCCAAGUAAAUACAGAAAAACACCUUCAAGAUUUAUGGAAUACAAACGAUGAUUCAAAUAUUCCUACAAACAUGGAAAAAAAGGCUAAAAUUUUAAAUAUUCCUGAUCUUCCGGAUCCUGUUAUACCAUUGUUGUCUCCCUCUAUUCCUAAUUGUUUUACAAUUUCUUCUUUUUCGACUUAUCUUAAAGAAAUGAUCAAGUAUCAGCAAAUAUGGCUGGGCUAUUCUUCUACAUAUUUAAAAUUUUUUCAAAAAUGGGACAAAUAUAAGGAAUUAUGUCAUCAAUACGACCUUUUAAAAGAUGCUGAUAUUUAUGAGGCAUUUGUUAUGGCUACAGAAAAGGAAGAAAAAAUUAGAGAAGGCUGGUGGUCAGAAGAAAAAAGAUACCGACAAGCAUUAAAAGAUUUUCUACAUAUUAAAAAAAGCUAUGAAUAUGGUCAAAAGCUUCCAUUUGGUGCUGUAUAA